Molecule: messenger RNA, 2133 nt
Organism: Colletotrichum navitas
Lineage: Eukaryota; Fungi; Ascomycota; Sordariomycetes; Glomerellales; Glomerellaceae
Exons: 1
Coding region: 169-1737 (522 amino acids)
Biological process (GO): protein phosphorylation
Molecular function (GO): protein kinase activity; ATP binding
Source: RefSeq, a predicted model, not a curated record
GCCUGAUGGGAGGUUGUGCGCCAACGGCCCAGGCCCCUCGGAUAACUGUCCAUUAACCACUCCAUCUCCCAUGAUUCUUCUAUCAUCAUGGCAAAACGUUUUACUGGAAAGCGAGAAGCACAACUCACUUAGGCCAUCCGCCCAGACAGCAGCUUCGAAAGAUACACAAUGGCGGGUAUUGAGAUCGCUGGCAUCGCGCUCGCGUCAGCCGGUGCAGCACAGCAGCUCUUCGAUUGCGGCCAGAGGAUCUAUAAGAGAAUCAAAAACGAGAGACAGCUGAACCUACUGCUGCGCGAGAUCCAAAUGUUUGAGGUGGACGACAAUCGCCGGAUGCACAGCAACUACAUUCAAGCCGUGCAGCCGGUGCUUCGCAGCCAGUUGGUCGACCCGGCAGACAAAGAACGAAUUUUACGGCGAUGGAAGCAGAUACAGAAUCACCUAAUCCGCAUAGACGAUCUUAUAGACGUCAUGAUUGAAAACUCGUCCGUUCUCGACUUCCGAGCCCGACAAAAGGCGAGGAACGAGCUACGGGACAUGGGCGGCACCCGAAUUCUUACCGGUCUCUUCGCAGAGUUCCGAGACGAUGCGGCGUUACUCCAGAAGAUGCUUUCUGACGAUCAGCCGACGUUUCUAUCCGGCAGGGACUUCACUUACAUCGACACCCCCGACAAUGGAGCCUACGGGGAGGGCUUGUUCCUGCGCAAGGGGAGGCUAACGAGAGCCACAGACGGCAGCCAGACGAAAUGGUUCCUCGUGGAAUCCAAGCCCAUCAAAGAGGAGGACGACAAGGCCCUUGCCAAAGAAGACGUGGAGAUACUUGCAGGGCGGCUCGCGCGGGCGCAGACGGAUCGCGGCAUCUUCCAACUGCUUGGAUUCCGCGAGGAGUUCCAUCCUAGCUACAGGGGCUUCGAGCUAGUGUUCAACGGCGGCUUCGACUGCAACAAGCUGCCACCGAGACUUUCUGCAUACAUGCAGACACAUCCCACGAAACCGAGUCUCAACUUCCGGGUCAACCUGUGCUGCCAGCUCGCCAUUGCCGUGCUCGAAACGCAAUCCCUUAAUCUCGUCCAUAAGAACAUCCGUCCUGAUAACAUUCUUGUCAUGGAAGCCGCUUCGUCCCCGCUGGCCACGACCGACGAGUUAAUCCCCGCGAUCAACCUUUCCGGCUGGCAAUACGCCCGCCAUACCGAGGAGGGCUACGUUACCAGGCUGCGCAACGAGGUGUCUCUGCAGCGCAAGGUUUAUCAACAUCCGGAGCGCCAGCUGCCGACGUCCGACCACGACUACUCAAUGGCACACGAUGUCUACAGCCUUGGAGUCUCCAUGCUCGAGAUACUGCGGUGGAAGAGUGUUCUUGUACCCGGGAAGCAUGCCGGCGAGUCGGAAUCUGUCUCGGAAGACUUCAUCGCCGCGUUCCGAGCACUCAAGUUUUCUCCCAACGAGGCCGAUGCGCGAGACCGCUACACCAAGUUCCCGAGACAGAACAAGGCAGUUUUACUUCGUCUGAAUGAUAUAUGCGUCCCCGUCGAGGCGGGUACCAAGAUGUCAAACACCAUUCACGGGUUUCUGACCUGCCUGGAUGAGAAAAAGCACGCGAGGGCGACCAGCGACGAAGCCGAGGGGGAUAAGUACCUCGGGGAGUACAGUUCGGAUGCAUCGACGAAAAGGCAGGAACAGGCCACUAGAUUCAUGGAUACCGCAUUGAAAGAUCUGCUAACUGUCCUCCGCUCGCUAUGAUGGCGCGAUCAUUGGCUUUGGAUAGACUUCUUACUUCUCUUUACAUGUUCCUCGGCGGUUGCUUACCGGAAUAAAAUAUCGAGUUUGUUGGGAAAUUGCUGAUAAGUAAAGUUGAAACUAAUAACGGUUACGGCUGCAUACCCCGGAGCUUGACGGACGAGGGUGCUCGACGCCUGUCUCUAGGUAGUCAAUUGGUAGGCCCAUAUGAGAGGUCAUCAGAUGAAAAUUUCCACCUGGGUCUCGGCAAGCUAGCAGUUAGUCAUGUUGUCUGGAUAGACGUAUGCAUUCUGUUCAUUGUUAUCCUCUAGGUCAAGAGCGCCUAUUAUCCCAUCGGGCGCGAACGGACCUCACUAACCCCUGUGAGGGGUAGGGCCGCCGAAAGCCAAUAGUUUCAAG